AUGCGCCAGAUCGUAGCCUCUGCUCAGUCAGUCCGUCUGCUCUGCCCUCUGGCCCCUGUCUCCUGGACCUCCCCUGUCUCCUGGACCUCGCCUCAUCUUAUCUGCUCCAUUCUCCCAACCUGGACCCACAAAGCUCCAUACUCCACCUUCGAGAUCCCCGCCUGGCUCUGCUGGAAUGGUCUCACCUCGGCCCCAGGCUUCAUGGAGAUAACCAGUGAAUGGGCUUUACUGGGCUACAGACUCUCCACCUGUCUGGGGAGCUCACAGAGGAGAUUUCAUGGAGGUGUUGUUUUCGUUCUGGGGCUGCUGAGUGUUUUCCUGCUGGCUGGACUCAUCGGCCUCGGUGUCCACUACCACAGUGUGCGCAGUUCAGCUGAAGAUAUCUCCGUUAUCAUAGACAACCUGACUGAGCGUCUCCAGGACAGUAAUAACAAGUUUUGUUCCGUGUCUGAAGAGAGAGACCUGCUGCUUGCCAACCUCACUGAAAUAACUAAAGAGAUGGAAAAGCUUCAGAGUUUGUCUGUACACAACUCCGUUAUCAUGAACAACCUGACUGAGCGUCUCCAGGACAGUAAUAACAACCUUUCUUCCAUGUCUGAAGAGAGAGACCUGCUGCUUGCCAACCUCACUGAAAUAACUAAAGAGAUGGAAAAGCUUCAGAGUUUGUCUGUACACAACUCCGUUAUCAUAAACAACCUGACUGAGCGUCUCCAGGACAGUAAUAACAAGCUUUCUUCCAUGUCUGAAGAGAGAGACCUGCUGCUUGCCAACCUCACUGAAAUAACUAAAGAGAUGGAAAAGCUUCAGAGUUUGCCUGUACAGAAGAAAACUUGUCCUGCAGGAUGGAGGAUGUUCAGACGUUCCUGUUAUCUCCGCUCAAAUGAGUCUGGUUCCUGGUUCACAGGCAGACAGGACUGCAGAGAGAAAGGAGCAGAUCUGGUGGUUAUAGACAGCACUGAAGAACAGACAUUCUUGUCUACCUUCACUGAGGUAGCAACUUGGAUUGGUUUGACUGACAGAGACGAAGAGGGAACCUGGAAAUGGAUUGAUGGAACACCACUGACUUCAAGGUACUGGAGGUCAAAUCAGCCUGAUAAUGGAAAUGGAGAUCCGCAGUGGGGUGAAGAGGACUGUGUACAUAUCAGGGCUGAGGGGAAAACUGGAGACAACUGGAAUGAUCUGUCAUGUGAUGCUUCUCUGCGGUGGAUCUGUGAGAAAAAUGCUGGUUUAUAAUAUGUAAAAAUGCUUUUUCAAAGCAAACUAUGAUUUUGCAAAAGGCAAAUUAGUUUGUAUGUGUGUGAAUUUGAAACUUUUCUCUGCUGUGCUGAUGACCUUUUGCUUCUGCUCUGCCUUUUUAAAGAGAUUUCUAUAAAUUAGAUGUUUACGGCUUUUGCCAGAAGAGCUUCAUUAACCAAUUUCCAAUGUUUCAAACAACUAAAAUAAGCAAACAGAUAAAACAAAUCAAACCUCUGCAAAAUGCAAGAUUCAUAAAAACCUUUAUUUUGAUUAAUGUCUUAGCUAAAGAUUUCAUGAUAGUUGAAAGUUGCAAAAAACCUGAUUGAGACCAUUUCUUAUGACAUCCCUCAUAUCAUAAUUAAACAAUGUAAUAUAGAUUUUGUGUAAUUAUGUCUUACUAUAUCAUCAAAUGACACUUUUCUGAAAAUAAUUUUUAAAUGAAGUCUAUUCAGCAGCUGACAGAUCUCUUAAGCAGAGGCCAUCAGUGUUUGUGAAUUUUACUUGAUAAUUAGUGGUUUCACUCAGGAAACACUUGCUGUUGUGAGAAAAUUAUCAAAUUAUUUUAGAAGAAUUGUAAACCAAAACUAUUCAACAGAUGAGUCAAUAUAAAGUCAGUCAAUUACAACAUAUAAGCACUGUACUGGAG
Molecule: messenger RNA, 1882 nt
Organism: Thunnus maccoyii (southern bluefin tuna)
Lineage: Eukaryota; Metazoa; Chordata; Actinopteri; Scombriformes; Scombridae
Product: C-type lectin domain family 10 member A-like
Exons: 10
Coding region: 1-1233 (410 amino acids)
Source: RefSeq, a predicted model, not a curated record